This is a messenger RNA of Symbiodinium sp. CCMP2456, 723 nucleotides long. The record is from the annotation of a GenBank genome assembly. Lineage: Eukaryota; Dinophyceae; Suessiales; Symbiodiniaceae.
AUGUCGAGCUGUUGGCGUGUCUGCUAUACACGGGCACUGAUGCACAGAGCCUUAUUCGGAGAGCCUUACCGCUCGAAAGCCCGCACAAGCGAGGUCAAGGAAUGGCAGUGGACUUGCCAUGCCCUUCGUCAUGCAGCCAUCAAGCUUGAGGAGCCUCCUCCUGCAAUGCUCUAUCACGGUCUGAACAAUGUGAGACCACCAGAUCCCGAUUCCUUGUAUUGGCAUUCUGAUGGUUUCGGAGACGGAGAUUUUUUCGGAGACGGAGACGACAUGGACCCGCCGAAUGAGUUCCCGCCUUCCAGCAGCUACAGCAACUUCAUCAGCGGCAGUAUGAGCCUCGACAUGGCCCGCAAGUUUGCACAUGGAUGUGGGGGGACAGUCACAGAUGCAGGGUCCAGCGGCUGCGUGCUGCACAUCUCUCUUGGUCAAGGUGCCGGUAAGCUCAGCUGGCAAAGUGAGGGCUUGAUCGUUGCUGACAUGCGGUGGAUCUCCAAGUUUCCUGAUGAGCAGGAGUGGCUAAUUGUGCCAACAGCCUCCAGCUUGGCCUUAUACUUCCAGGAACGUACCAGGGAGCGAACACCUGCUGGUGGUGAGAUUGUCCGUUUGAGUUGUGAAUGGUGGAGAGUCUGCGAUGACCCCAGUUUAGUCUCAGAAGAGAGGCCCUUUUGGGCUGACGGCAUGUCCGACGAUGAUAUGGAUGCUCCGAGAUGCUCUUUGCUUUGA